Messenger RNA from Kuraishia capsulata CBS 1993, 1266 nucleotides. RefSeq lists its product as uncharacterized. NCBI's taxonomy places the organism in Eukaryota, Fungi, Ascomycota, Pichiomycetes, Pichiales, Pichiaceae. Gene Ontology annotation, cellular component: endoplasmic reticulum. The transcript has 2 exons. The record is from RefSeq and is a predicted model, not a curated record. The coding region runs from base 1 to 1266 and encodes 421 amino acids.
AUGAAGCUUUUGGGCCCUAUUGCUGUCCUUUUAGGAUCCAUCUCUGUUGGAGUGGCAGCAUCCGAUGCAGCUGUCUUCCAGUUGUCUGAUUCGGCCGCUAAAGGAAGGGUACCUGUUCUCAACGGAGUUGACGCUGUGCUCAAUCUUGCCGACAGAUUCGGUGUUUCAGGCUUUUAUGAUUUGGAGGAGUUGACGGAUGCUCGCUCCCUUGAGAUCGGCCAGAACAGCGUGCCAUCUGCACAGCAUCCGCAGUUGUUACUCGUUGUCAACGGGGUAGAGAACCCUGAUAGCUUGUUUGAAAAUGCAAAACCUUUGUUCGAAGUCUCUGAGGAAGACAAUAGACUUCUGGACUUUUUGUCGCAGUUACCAGGCGACAUUGCCCGCAUUCAACCCGAAUUGUCAUUGACGAGGUUGUCUGAAGAAAUUUCGUUGGUAUCUGAGACCACAGAAGACUCUCUGGUGCACUUAUGGCACCAGCAUUUUGACAAAUCGUUGAACAGAGAAGCUAACAAGUUUCUGGACGACACUUGGGAGACGCUCAAGGACACAUUUUAUCUCCUUUCGGUGCAAGAUUCAGCCUCAACACCCGAGGAAAAGCGCAACCACAAGAGAUCCAUCAAUUUAAUUAGUGAUGAACUUUUCAUCAACGAAAUGGCACAAUUGGAAUAUUUCUUUGAUAAGCCAAACCCAGCCAGAACAACGGUGAUCAACCUGAAUUCCCUGGUUUCGAUUUUGAAGAAGGCUGGUAAAGAGUCAAGAACUUACGAGCUUGCAACACGCAUUAUGGGUGACUUGAUCAUGAGACACUCCAGCCAGUCGAGUCCAUUUGAAACUACAGUGGUGGUCCUGCCAUUGUCGCAGCAACUGACCAAAAUCUCCGCCCCUCUUCGCAAGAGAGCCGAAUUUUCUCCAAUUUCCAAAAGAGCAGAGGAGCAAGUCUUUGCCUCUUCAGACUCAUGCUAUUCAACUAUAGAAUUGUGCAAAUCAUCCACAUCUUCUUGCUCUGGUCACGGAUCGUGCUCGCAAUCGGGAGACUGCUGGAGUUGUGUGUGCUCCUCAACCACCACAGACAGCAAGACUACCAACUGGUCUGGUGCUGCGUGUCAAAAAAUAGACUACUCCGUUGAAUUCAAUCUGUUCCUCUGGACUGGUGUGGUGCUGACGUUCCUGUUUGUGUCUGGAGUCAAGCUCCUGGCCAGUUGCGGCAGCGAGGAGUUGCCAGGUGUGUUGGUUGCGGCCACUGUUGUGAAGAAGUCAAAUGCCUGA